AUGGAGUGCUGCCGCGUCGAAUCGGACGUUCUGGCCUCAGAGCACUGGGAGCAGCCGUGCCCAUGUAAGUGGUCCUUGACCCGUUGGGUGAAAUCGGAGCAAUGUUCCAGAGUGGAGCAACAGCAGCCUGUCGAGAUUUAUGCCUAUGAUGCUCCCAUCCCGUGCGCCCGCCAUUGUGCCUGGGAGCACCCUUGUGUCUGGGAGCACUGCAAGACGUUCACGGCGGACGGCGAGCAAGUGUGGGUUUACCGGGCACUACUCCCAGGCCACCUACGCGUCCCUCCCGGGCAGUCGUGCCUCUUCCACCUGGCCAUCCGCAAGAUACGUCCAGACCUGCACGUUUGCUUCGAAAUGGCAGACGCGGAUGCAGGGAAGCAGCUGUCUGUGCGAAGCGCUUUCUCGGGCGACUUCAUCUUGGAGAUGCGCGAGCCCAAGCAUAAUCGAAUCUCUUUGGGCAGUGUGGAGACGGUGCUGCGCUGGCAGCUAGGGCUCACGGAACAGCAGAAUAUCAUAUCGCAUGAGCAACCGCCGGUGAGCUUCGACGUGUCGGACACCCAGUCGGACGCGCACAUCUCCGAGGACGAGUCAGAGAUCUCGGACUUCAGCUUCUGA
Symbiodinium sp. CCMP2592 is the source of this 612-nucleotide messenger RNA. Lineage: Eukaryota; Dinophyceae; Suessiales; Symbiodiniaceae. The record is from the annotation of a GenBank genome assembly.